AUGUCCAGCAUCCUAGGCGCCGCCGUCGCCCUACCGGUGCUUUCUGCAUGGAUCUACAAAUUUAUAUUCAACCACGACCUCAUUCGAAACUCCCACUUGAAUCUGUAUAAGAACAAGGCCAGGAUCAAUGAAAAGAUUGAAAAAGUCAACUACAAGCACGGAUGCAAGCUUCUACGGGUGGAUGUGGACGACGAGAGCUCAGAAAUAUAUACACAUAAGAACGACGCUUUUGCACGGCAGAAGUACGUGCACCGAACUGCUGGAGCUCUCUUUUCACUGGUGAUAGCCAUAUCUUUGGAACUAGCGUUUGCGCUUAUGGUGCAAUUAACAGGGUUUAUCGAAUUAGAUCCAAUGCUUUUUCAGUGGGCGAUUCGUUUGCUUGUGGUGCUUGUGGCGGUGGUGCAGCCGCUUCUUAUUAUCAGUCUCUAUGUGACCCAGGACCUAUCUCCACCUUUGGAUACAAGCAAGCCAGGGGCGUUGUUUAAAUGGGGCGUGACGGCGCUCUUGUGUAUUGCCUGGUUUAUGAUUUUGGGCAGGGUGGGCUCGUUGGCCCAUGCUUUGGAGGAACCGGGGUAUAAGGACUCGAGGUCUUUUUUACAACACAUCACUAACGAUAUUGUGCUUGCUGGAGUGACGUUUACGGCUAUUUUAUCGGGUGUGGGGUCGACGCUGACGCCGUUUAGAUGGUUCUGGGAACGUUCUAGACGGAGAAAGGCCGAGGCGAAGCUUGUUAAUGAAGUUACCGUGAAUGACCAUAUUCAAUCGUAUAACAACACCAAGUCGCUUCUUCGCAAGCGCCAGCAGGAGUUGGAGAAUGUGCUUUCGAAGAAUAGCGGGUCGGUUUAUAACGAACUGGAGCAGCCUGGCGUAAGGCUGUUGAAAGGGCUUCGAGGGUCAGGAAAGAAGCUUUUCAAUAAAGUGCUGAGUUUCGCUAGUCUUUCGGCGUUUUCCAGGCUGAAACCUGAAGACCAGGAGCUUACGAUGGAGAUUGACUCGCUUAAGCUGCUUAAAGAGCUGAUUUACGACGAUGUGGCUAAGGAAGUGGAGAAGUUUGUGCGUACCAAAGAAAGAGCACCGCUUUCACAGACUAUAGAUAAAGUGGCGUCCAUUGUGCUGUUUCUUUUUGCGUUUUACUGUGUUUACAGGGUUCUUAGUGUGCUUUUCAUUCGGAUUCCGUCCAGGUACUUCUGGGAACUGGAGAGUAUGAAGACUAAGGAUGCCUUGGCCAUUACGAUCGCCAAACUUAUCCAAACAACUUUUACACAACUUCCAAUCUCCGAACAGCAGUUAGUGAACCAGGUGAGUUUCAUUCUUUCAGGAUCCCUCUUCGCCUGUUCUCUUCAGAACGUUUUGGUUACUGUUAAAACACUCACACGAGUGCUUCCUGCUGCCACAACCACCUUAACUGCCCAAACCAAAACAUGGCUUAAACAUCUUCUUGUCAGUGAAUUCCUAGCCAUCUACAUUGUGGCCACAGCCCAAAUGAUCAGGUCCAACCUUCCUCCAGAACUCAGUGGACAAAUGCAAAAGCUUCUUUCUCUUACGCCCCAAGGCGAAGCAGACACAGAAACAGAGUUUUUAGAUACUUGGUUUGACCGGGUAUUCGGGAUAACGUGCAUUGUGACAUUGGUGGUUUUGGCUGCGAAAUACUUUGUGGAAGCCGAGGACGAGUAUUAUGAUGAGGAGCUGAUGAUAGAGAAGCUGAAUAUUUAG
This is a messenger RNA of Candidozyma haemuli, 1713 nucleotides long. RefSeq lists its product as uncharacterized. The transcript has a single exon. Bases 1 to 1713 code for a protein of 570 amino acids. Lineage: Eukaryota; Fungi; Ascomycota; Pichiomycetes; Serinales; Metschnikowiaceae. Gene Ontology annotation, cellular component: membrane. The record is from RefSeq and is a predicted model, not a curated record.